Aspergillus puulaauensis is the source of this 1962-nucleotide messenger RNA. RefSeq lists its product as uncharacterized. Bases 1 to 1962 code for a protein of 653 amino acids. NCBI's taxonomy places the organism in Eukaryota, Fungi, Ascomycota, Eurotiomycetes, Eurotiales, Aspergillaceae. The transcript has 2 exons. The record is from RefSeq and is a predicted model, not a curated record. Gene Ontology annotation, cellular component: site of double-strand break.
AUGGCACCAUCGAUGACUCCCUCCGCAGUUUCUCAUAGCACCCCUUCCCGUCCAUUCGCGAGUAAUCUCAGCGAACAGUUGUCUCAGCGGUCUGAGUUGGAACGCUCCGAGUUGGGUGAAUCAGGCACCCAGACCGACUCUGCAGGAGACAAACCAGGUUUUCUCGUGCGCCCGUCACCAAAAACACGGUCCCUAUCCGAUGCCUCCAAACCUUCUACUUCUCUUUCCCCCAUCGGUGGUAAAGAGCGUCCCUCCAGCAAAGAUGACUCUGCCUUACCAUCCGCCCCCCAAACGCCACGCCGAACCCCCGCAAAUGGCCCUCCCAUAAACCUACAAUCUCUACCACCGACGGUUUCUACGCCCGCAUCUUCUUCUAGUCGUACCCCUCUCUCGCCGAAGCUUGAUCCGUCUCACAUAUACAGCGGCUCCCCAGGCUCGGUUCUACCUCGCCGCUCCCGCGGGCUCGACUUCUCUCGAGCGUGCACAAACCUCCAUCACUCGAUUUUGGCAGAGUCUUCACCAGAUUCAUCGCCAACGGUGGGUGGCAGAGGGGUGGCUAUCCCGCAACGCCGUGGAUCGCACGGUUCUACCUCAGUUCAUCCGUUCUCGACGUCCAACCCCGCCGAUCGAAAUACAAUCUCGAGUUCCAUGUCAAGCGUUAAUAUGAUGGAAUCGGAUACUAGCAGCAGUGAGGAGGAUGAUGAACCGAUGCUUGGGGAUCGAGAUGAUAUUGUAAUGAACACUCCUCAAGCAAAGAAGUUGGCCCCAGGAUUCAACGCAUUUGGCGGCGGAAAUGUACCCAGUCCCGGGACAGACUGGAUGGGCAACUACUCACAGGCAGCAGCAAGCUUAUUGAGCUUCCAGCGGGCUCGCUUUCGCAAAGGACGCAGCAGACACAGCUCCAGCAGUGCGAGCGGGAACAGUUCCAAGCAAAGCCCGGCCCCUUUGUCUCCACCGGUUGUGAAAAGCAUAGAGAACGGCAACGGAUACUUUGGCCAUAGGAAUGGCGGCCCUUCUCGUCGGGAAAGCCUGAGCAUGGGAACGCGUGAUCUGCGGCUAUCGGAUAUGAGUGACGAUGGUGAGAACCGGGGCCCUCGUGGUCAUAGUCCAACCGGCGCAAAAACUGAGGGCAGCGGCCCUCUAGGGGUUAUAAGGCGUGCCGUUACUAGGCGGGGGAGCUUGUUGCCGAAAACAAAAACAUUCGCACGUAUCCGAGCGGCUCUAAUGGAAGAAUCAGCGCCCCUUGACAGUGAUGCCAAGCGGGAGGCUGAAGUAGUCCGCCAAGUGCGCGAAACUGAACCGGAUAUGCCCCAAACCUCGCCAGUACUGUCGGCAUUUUCGUCGCCAAAUGCAUUCGUGCCACCUGGUUUAGGGGAGCAUGAUGAAGUAGCAGAAAGGCCUGCUACAUCUCUACCUGAAGAGCCCAGCUUCAGCGAUCAGGCUAAUCGAAAUUCUGGUGGCCCCGAGUUCUGGAAUUCUUUCGAUGAACGUUAUCGUACUCCGCCACCACCUCCACGCCCACACGCUGCCUCCUCGGUGUCGGAGGAGGAUAUAACGAUGGACAUGACACCAUCAAAUACCGCGGAGUUUGUUAAGCCUGGUGAAAGACCUGCGUCGCGUGCUUCAACUCCGCUCCCUAGCCAGUCAGGUGUGGUUUCAGAGCUACGCAGAAAGCGACGAAGAGAGGACGAUUUCGACCCUAAUUUGUUCAAACGGAGAGCCGUGUCUCCCAGCAUGAGUGCGCAGAGUAGUCCAGUCAUGCCCAAUUCCCCGGCACUGACAGACCAGGGGCCUAAUAUAUGGGGUCCGCCAAAGUCAAACAUCGGCCCGCUUUUCAACGACCGACCAGAGACUGCUCCUCGGAAUAUACCCACCACCCCCCAUUCUGGGACCUUGAAGAGGGUGGGCAUGCAUGGCAUGAAUGAGGCGAGCGAUGGCUUCAUGAAUAUGAGCAUUGAAUAA